AUGUUCAGUAAAAAGUUUCACAGCGGGAAAAUUAAAGAUUGGAAUAUCCAGAAGGAGUUAGCAGCUGACGAUGUUUUGUAUAUUGGUGGUUUGUUUGAAUUGAGCGGAGCCACCAACGCUGAGAACGGUCUUUCCGAACUGCGAGCAGCACAGCUUGCCGUGAAACAUAUCAAUGAGUAUGGUGUUGUCCCCGGAUUCAAUUUGGAGCUACUUUAUAAAGAUACAAAGCGUGUACAUUCGAGACAGGGAUUUUAUCAACGUCAGGAUGUAAUCCUCUCUGAGCUUGUACAGUUCACUUCCGGAACAUUUCGGGACGAUGAUCCACAGAAUGUUGCCAGUUCCCCACCUCGACAUCACAUAAUGGCAAUAGGAUGGAAACAUGGCGUCUUUUUACAUUUUCUUCUUCUUCUUUACAUGAAAAACAUUCGCGAGGUUUUUUGCACAGGGGCUAGCUCUCACAAACCUUACGAAGUCCCUUACGUUCUGUCGCCGACCAAACUAUCCUCGCUAUACACGGACGCUAUUGAUAAGAUCUACUUAAACAAGCCCUCCGGAACACAUGAAGCGCAUCCUCGUCAUCAUCGUAUGUUCAGUAAAAAGUUUCACAGCGGGAAAAUUAAAGAUUGGAAUAUCCAGAAGGAGUUAGCAGCUGACGAUGUUUUGUAUAUUGGUGGUUUGUUUGAAUUGAGCGGAGCCACCAACGCUGAGAACGGUCUUUCCGAACUGCGAGCAGCACAGCUUGCCGUGAAACAUAUCAAUGAGUAUGGUGUUGUCCCCGGAUUCAAUUUGGAGCUACUUUAUAAAGAUACAAAGUGUGACCCCGGUAUUGGAACUGAUGCCUUCUAUGACCUGAUAUACCGGAAGCCGAAGAUGACAAUGGUUAUGGGGAGCGCCUGCACUGAGGUCACUAAGAUACUAGCCGAAAUAGUGCCUUACUGGAAUCUCAUUCUUAUAUCCCAUGCUGCCACGUCACCUGCUUUGAGCGAAAGAGAGAAAUAUAAUACGUUCUUCCGCCUUGCGCCAGGGGAUUCUUCUCUCAAUCCUGCUCGGCGCAUGCUCAUUCAAUACUUCCGGUGGAAUACAGUUGCUACACUGUACGAAGAUAAAGAAAUAUAUUCACUUGCAAUGGACGAUAUCGGUGACGUGUUCGACAACCACAACAUCUCUACCGUCGCUGCUCUGUCCUUCACGUCGAAGAACGAAGUGCCUCAAAAAAUGAAGAGGUUGAAAACUCUCGACGUCCGGAUCUUGAUCGGAGGAUUUUCGCAGUCUUCUGCGAGGCAAGUGUUCUGUGAGGCCUACAAGCUGGGCAUGUACGGUCACCGCUACGUGUGGCUUCUCGUCGGGAGCUUCCUAGACACAUGGUGGAACAGCACAGACAUCAGCGGCUGCACACGACAACAACUACGGGAAGCAGCGGAGGGAUACAUCAUCGUGUCCAGCCUCAACAACCUCAUGGGCGAUACCAUGUCUGUGGCUAAUCUGACAACAGGGGAGUUUCAGCGCGAGUACUGGGAGAACAACGGGUCCGCGCCAAUGAGCAUGUAUGCCAGCACAACCUACGACACCAUGUGGACGAUAGCGUUAACACUGAGGGCGACUCUUGAACGUGCUGACACUGGCAACGACAGCCUCCCCGACCUCAGACAGCUGAACUACUCCGACAUGCGCCCUGUCAAGGACGCCUUCAUGAAAACCAUUGACGACCUUGGCUUUGUCGGAGUCUCGGGCCCCGUCUCCUUCAAAGGCUCCGACAGAGAGAGUAUAGCAGUCAUCUAUCAAAACCAAGAUGGUAACUUUACACGUGUGGCAGUCCUAGAACCCAACAGUGACGAGCUGGACUUUAACUGCAAUCAGUGCCGUGACAUCAACUGGCAAGGUGGGCGUGUCCCACGGGACAAGAAGAUCGUGUGGCUGAGCCAGAAGACCAUCGAUCCACUGUUCUUCUACGUGUCGUGCGUCCUGUGUGGCUUUGGAGUCAUAGCCGCCAUUUUGUUUCUCACGUUUAAUCUCCACCACAGGAAACUCCGUUACAUCAAGUUAUCUAGCCCCAAACUUAACAACGUAGCUGUGGCUGGCUGCAUCCUCGUCUACUCGGCCGUCAUCCUCCUCGGCAUGGACGACGCCACACUGGACUGGCACAUCUUUCCCUUUGUGUGUACGACACGAGCGUUUCUUCUAGCUGCUGGUUUUUCCUUGGCGUUUGGUGCCAUGUUUGCCAAGACCUACAGAGUACAUCAGAUCUUCACCAGAGCCAACAGCGGACUCGUCAAGAGCAAGCUGCUUCAAGACAAGCAUCUGCUGUUCAUUAUUGGAGCCCUCCUUAUAGUUGAUUCUGCGGUUGUUUUUGUUUGGGUGCUGGUGGACCCAAUGGAGCGGCGUAUCACCAACCUUACACAAGAGGCAUCCCAGGAUGACGAAGAUCUCCUGUAUCUCCACCAGCUGACCACAUGCCACUCCCACCACCUGGAGAAGUGGAUGGGAGGAUUCUACGCAUACAAGGGCUUGCUUCUCAUCUUCGGGGUUUAUAUGGCUUGGGAGACCCGGAACGUCAAGAUACCCGCCCUCAACGACUCGCAGUACAUCGGCAUGAACGUGUACAACGUCGUCAUCAUGAGCAUCAGCGUCGUCGUGCUGUCCAACAUCCUCUCCAACCAGCCCACACUCGCCUAUGCCAUGGAGUCAUCUCUCAUGUUUCUGUCCACGACAGUAACGCUGUGUUUACUCUUUGUACCCAAGAUCUAUGUCAUCGUGUCGUCCAAAGGAAACCCGGUCAUCGCGUCCUCCGGGAUCCUUGUGGAAGCCAACACAAGGCGGUUCGUGUUUGACGACCGGAAGGAGAUUUACUACCGGGCGGAAGUACAGAACCGGGUGUACAAACGGGAGAUGAUAGAGCUGGAGCAGGAAUUGAUGCGACUGGAGCGGUUGUUGGAGAUGCCGGUGGAGCCCUACCCACGUCUCACAGAGGAGCUGCUGUAUCUGUUGCCGGAGACAGCCGUGGAUGGCACACCCGACACACGGCGACGGAGGGCGGAUCUACUCAGUGGCUGUUCAAUAUCAGACGGGGGAUCUGUAUCUUGUGAAAUUGAGGAGAACCCAGAGGUUACGGCUGCCGUUAAACAGGAGGAAGUCUUGCAACCAGUGGAAAAACGUAACAGCUUCGACAAAACUGAAUCAGCGCUCAAGAAGAUUUGCAGGAUAAGUCGAAGUCUCAGUAUUGGUCCUGCUAAUUGUCUUAAACCUAGGCUCAACCUCCCGAAGCCUUUGUCUCCCUGCUCCAAGAGAUCCAAUAUUCUUCAAGGAAUUUCAAAUGCAUCGCCUGAAGGCCCCUGCUUGCAGUUAUAUCCGAAAAGACGAAGCGACAGUGCAAUAGAACUACGAACAGACAAACCCGCAGCUGCGUUGUCAUUCAGAGAUAUUCAGUGUAUACAAUCCUUCAAAAAUAAUUUACAGUUGAAAACUUCAGAAAAUACGCUUGUGCCAAAAUCUCCAAGAAAUAUGCGUCGCUUGAAGAACAAUACAAGAACCAAGCCAUCAAUUAUAGAGGAGAAUGAGGACUGUUUAGAGGAGUGUCCGUUUUCUACAGGUGCUACUUUGUUUAUACCGAGCAUAUCUAAUAAUCAAAACAACUCCACAAAUAUCAAUUGUUCGCACUCAAAUAACCCCUCAUUGACAUUGACGAAGAUGUUUCAAUACAAAAUCAAAAUGGCGCCAGGUCACGUGACGUUGACUCGGCUUUUGUGAAAAACCGUUCCCUCUCAAAACUGAAAAGUACAAAGACGAUUAUUGAGCACGAGAGGCGAGUGCGGAUUCGCAGAUUACAAACAGACUUAGUCAAAAUUCAGAAGGAAUUGCAGGACUUAGAUGAACUUGAGUAUGAAGUAUCCCAAGUGUGACUGUGUGUGUAUUAUGCUUUUUAUGUGUGCCGUACAUCUUCUUAAUUAUAUUUAUAAGGACA
Molecule: messenger RNA, 3958 nt
Organism: Haliotis rubra (blacklip abalone)
Lineage: Eukaryota; Metazoa; Mollusca; Gastropoda; Lepetellida; Haliotidae
Product: gamma-aminobutyric acid type B receptor subunit 2-like
Exons: 18
Coding region: 1-3744 (1247 amino acids)
Biological process (GO): G protein-coupled receptor signaling pathway; gamma-aminobutyric acid signaling pathway
Cellular component (GO): membrane; G protein-coupled receptor heterodimeric complex
Molecular function (GO): G protein-coupled GABA receptor activity
Source: RefSeq, a predicted model, not a curated record